Rosa chinensis is the source of this 1369-nucleotide messenger RNA. RefSeq names its product BAHD acyltransferase At3g29680. The annotation marks the transcript as partial. The transcript has a single exon. NCBI's taxonomy places the organism in Eukaryota, Viridiplantae, Streptophyta, Magnoliopsida, Rosales, Rosaceae. The record is from RefSeq and is a predicted model, not a curated record.
UUUGACAUACACUGGCUAAGAUUGAAACCCAUUCAAAGGAUUUUCUUCUAUGAAACAUCUUCCACUAGUACUAUACUUCCCAAACUCAAAACCUCACUAUCUCUCACCCUCCAACACUUCCUACCACUAGCAGGAACCUUAACUUGGCCCCAAGACUCCUACAAACCCAUUCUCAACUAUGUUUUAGGUGACACCGUUGCACUCACAAUAGCCGAGUCUGAAGCUGAUUUCCACCAUUUUUCAAGCAAUGAAUAUCUCCAAUCCAAAGAGUACCAUCCUCUUGUUCCCCAAUUAGCAGUGACUAGUGAACGAGCUGCGGUGUUGGCAGUGCAAAUCACUGUCUUUCCCAACCAUGGGUUUUCCAUUGGAACCUGCAUGCACCAUGCCGUGCUUGAUGGCAAAUCUUCAACCAUGUUUUUCAAAUCCUGGGCUCACAUAUGCAAACAUGGUUCAGCUGUUUCGUUGCCGGAUCUGCUGAAACCAUGUUACAGUGACAGACAGGCCAUCAAGGAUCCCAUGGGGCUCGCAGCAAUCUACUCGAAUGACUGGUUGAGAUUUGGGGGGUCUAACAAAAGAAGCUUACUGUUUCGGGAGACUAAAUAUUCACCGGGCACAAUUCGAGGUACGUUUGAAUUCACUCAAGCGAAUAUACAAAAACUUAGAGGACAUGUCAAGACUGCAGUGGAUUCUGAUUCAGCUCAUCUGUCAUCAUUUUCUCUAACAUGUGGCUAUACAUGGGCUUGCUUAGUCAAGGCAGAAGAAAUAAAAUCUGACCAAGUAUGGAUAGUCUUUAGUGUGGACUGUAGGUCUCGCUUAGACCCUCCAGUUUCGGCAACAUACUUUGGGAACUGCAUUAUAGGUCAUAUAGCAGUUGCAGAAACAAAAGGACUCUUGGGAGAAGAUGGGUGGAUUGUAGCUGUGAAUGCAAUUAGUGAAAGUAUAAAGGCUUUGGAUGGAAGUGGGGGACUUUUCAAUGGGGCAGAGACUUGGGUUUCAAAGAUGUGCAGUGCGAAGGGGACUGAGAGAUUUUUUUCGGUAGCUGGUUCAAGUAGGUUUGAGAUUUAUGACACGAAUUUCGGAUGGGGAAGACCAAAAAAGACUGACGUUGUUUCCAUAGAUAUGACAGGAGCAAUCUCACUCUCUGAUAGCAGGAAUGGUGGUGGUGGUGUUGAGGUUGGGCUGGUUUUGAAAGAAUCAAAUAUGGAAGUAUUUGCUUCUCUAUUUGCUAUAGGUCUUGAAGACCUUAAUUAAAAGCCAUCAUUCAUAUUGAUGUUUCCUAUCUUCUAUCCUCAGAAUGUACUUUCUUCUCUUCUUUUUGGUGGUUAAUAACUGAGAAUAUUUCUAACACUCAGAAUUGGGAUUUUAUAUA